UCUCAUGCUAUGAUGGCUCUCUCUAGAGUAUUCCCAGUGUUUUACCUGGCUAUUGUUUUGGUUUUGUAUUGCCAGUGCCAAAGCCCAGCUCCUGUUGGAGAGUCAGCUUCUUUAGACAUUCUUACAGAUAAGGAGGCAUUAACCGCGUUUAAGUCCCUCAUCGCAACAGACCCUUCCAACAGUCUUUCUUCAUGGGGCCAACAGUCUUCACCUUGCAAUUGGACAGGAGUCACCUGCAACAAAUCCGGGCAAAGAGUGGUAGCUCUUUCUCUUGGAGACCUUGGAUUAACUGGCUCCAUCACUCCACAUCUCGGUAAUCUUUCCUUCCUUCGCUUCCUUUAUCUCCAAAAUAACAAACUUGCAGGAACUCUUCCUGAUCGAAUUGGGGCUCUCUCUCGUCUGCAAGUUGUAAACAUAAGCUCCAACCUCAUAGAGGGUCCGAUCCCACCUAACAUAAGCAGGUGCUCGGACCUCAUGGUCCUUGACUUGACGAGCAAUCAGAUAUCAGGAGGAAUUCCUCCAGAGCUUGGCGCCCUCUCAAACCUACAAAUCUUGAAUUUGAAUAAAAACCAGCUUUCUGGUACAAUUCCACCUUCCAUAGGAAACCUUUCUUCACUCACUACUCUAAACUUAGCCACCAAUUCCCUUGGUGGGUUGAUACCCAGUAACUUGGGCCGUCUUCAAAAUUUGAAAAAGCUGGAACUCUCCAUCAACAUUCUUACAGGCAAUGUCCCUCAACCCCUAUACAACAUUUCCUCCCUUGUUUUCUUUGCUUUGGCUUCAAACCGCUUGUGGGGUAAAAUACCAAGUGAUUUUGGCAAUAAUCUCCCAGACCUUAUUGACUUCAAUUUUUGCAUCAACAACUUUACGGGUGGAAUUCCAGGCUCACUACAUAAUCUUACCAAAGUCAAAAGCAUUCGGUUGUCCUGGAACCUUCUUGAAGGAUCAGUUCCUGGAGGCUUAGAAAACCUUCGAGACCUUGAAAUGUAUAAUAUUGGAUUCAAUCGGAUUGUAAGCUCUGGUGAUUCUGGUCUAAGUUUCAUCACUUCCUUGUCCAACAUUUCCCAUCUUCAAUACCUCGCCUUAGAUGGAAAUCUUUUGGAAGGUAGGAUUCCAAAAGACAUCGGCAAUCUAUCAACAACUCUGACAAAAUUAUACCUGGGAGGGAAUCGGAUAUAUGGUAAUCUACCCCCGUCCAUUGGCCGUCUUAGAGGCUUGGCUUUGCUAAACGUUAGCCAUAAUUUGAUCUCUGGGGAAGUUCCAGAUGAAAUUGGCCAACUAGAUCAACUGCAGAUGUUGGGUUUGGCUGGAAAUAAGCUUUCAGGCCAAAUUCCAGAUUCUCUUGGUAAUCUGAACGACGAGAUGAAUGCAAAAGUAGGGGACUUUGGUCUCGCAACUUUGAUGGUUGAGACAUCCACUCAACAACAUUCUACUACCACUACAUACGGCCUCAAGGGCUCCAUAGGAUAUAUACCUCCAGAGUAUGGAUUAGGUGUUAAACCAUCACCCAGAGGAGAUGUUUAUAGCUAUGGAGUGAUGUUGCUAGAGCUCUUCACAGGGAAGAGCCCAACCCGCCAAGAGGAAUUUCACAGAGAUGUGAGUUUAGCCGAGUGGGUGCAAUCGAUGUUCCCUGUCAACACUAAAGAAGUUGUGGACCCUGAACUGCUACUGCAAGUGGAUGGUGUUCACCAUGCCGGUCUACCUUUAAGCCCUAAGAUUGAGCAAGCUUUGGUCUCUAUAUUAGGGAUUGGGUUAUCAUGUGCCAUUGAUUCACCAGAAUUGCGCAUGAACACGAGAGACAUUCUUCAAAAAUUGAAGAGCAUAAAAGAUACUCUUAUCAAUUAAAAGCGAUGGAAUGAGUGAAAA
Molecule: messenger RNA, 1866 nt
Organism: Nelumbo nucifera (sacred lotus)
Lineage: Eukaryota; Viridiplantae; Streptophyta; Magnoliopsida; Proteales; Nelumbonaceae
Source: RefSeq, a predicted model, not a curated record